AUGUUUGUAGUUUGCAGUAGAGAUCUAAAGAUACCAGGGGGCCACAGCCAUGAGUUAUUCUUGUCUGUCCUUUCUCGUUACAAUCCUAACUCUGGGAUGUGCCCACAGCUUCAGAAAAGUUGUUGCUGCACUGCUGCCUCAGCAUGUUCCGUCCCUGCCUUCCCAGUAUUCUUGGACGGCUGGAUCUCAAACCAGGCUCUUGUUAAUUCAUUCAUCCCACCGACACAGGGAGGGAAUCAAACGUGUGGAUCCCAAAUCAGGAGGACCAGCCACAGCCAGCGGCAGCAUCAGCCAAAUAAUGUAAGCAACUAUCUGUCACAGUAUCACUCCCCUCCAAAGGCGGACAGGCUACCUGCCGUUAAUCCUUUUCAUCGGUGUCGUGAUCCGCGCAGGUGAUGCAGCCAUGUACAUAUCUGCACUUGGCCAGCACCACAAACAUCGAACUGGCUGGCUCACAUGGACCACACCACGUUGCUCGCAUAUUUUGUUGCGGUAUAGGUCGUAUAUGUAGAUUGAGAGGGAGUAGACUGAGCGGAUGUAAGAGUAUUAAAGAGAAAAAUAUUUAGUUUGUUGUAUCUGUUUAAAC
This is a messenger RNA of Phragmites australis (common reed), 586 nucleotides long. RefSeq lists its product as uncharacterized. The transcript has 3 exons. The coding region runs from base 1 to 396 and encodes 131 amino acids. The record is from RefSeq and is a predicted model, not a curated record. NCBI's taxonomy places the organism in Eukaryota, Viridiplantae, Streptophyta, Magnoliopsida, Poales, Poaceae.